Hippopotamus amphibius kiboko is the source of this 2751-nucleotide messenger RNA. It is a transcript of the gene MGAT2, whose product is annotated as alpha-1,6-mannosyl-glycoprotein 2-beta-N-acetylglucosaminyltransferase. Lineage: Eukaryota; Metazoa; Chordata; Mammalia; Artiodactyla; Hippopotamidae. Gene Ontology annotation, molecular function: alpha-1,6-mannosylglycoprotein 2-beta-N-acetylglucosaminyltransferase activity. Gene Ontology annotation, biological process: protein N-linked glycosylation; oligosaccharide biosynthetic process. The transcript has a single exon. The coding region runs from base 688 to 2037 and encodes 449 amino acids. The record is from RefSeq and is a predicted model, not a curated record. Gene Ontology annotation, cellular component: Golgi stack; Golgi membrane.
CCGGAGUCCAGGCGGCCCCAGCUGGCACCUCGGGCGAGCGGCUCACCUGGAAAGCCGACGUCCACGUCCCGGCCUCGCUCGGCUCGCGCCGCCAGGAAAGGGAGGGGAGCGCCGGAAGCCGGCGCGGAGCCUGAGCGACAGCGCGGCGGCCCAAUAGGCGGCUCCGCUCGGGCCCGGGGCGCACCAACCGCCGGCGCGGGGGGCGGGCCCGAGGGGUGUGGGCCCGGGGGCCGCGGCGCGCGGCGGGGCAGUUGCCGCUUGUCAGGACGGUGGCCGCCGGCGCGGGGCGGGCGUGUGUUCCUCGGUCCGGGACGUCCGGGGCCCCGUAGAGAUGAGAGCGCGGGGGACGCAGGGCCGCGGGAGGCGUAGGUAACGGAGCCGGGGCGCGGUGGGGCCGCGGCGGGCUUCCUCCCGGACCCGCGCUGCAUGGAGAGGACCGAGGCGACGCCGGGCCCCGGCUCCUAGUGGCCGCCAGGCGAGGAUGUGCGGCGCCCGGGCGGCGCGGGGCGGCUGAGAGCCUUCGGGCCCCAGGACCCCCGGGGCCCGGGAUGAGGUAGCGAGGGCAGCCGCGGGGGCCAGUUCCGACUGCUGCAGGCCACGGCCGCCGCCCGCCCGUGCCUUCCGCGCCGGAGCCGCCAGCUCCCUCCCGCGCCCGCCCGUCUGCCUGCGCUCCCGGCCGCGGGGACCAUGAGGUUCCGCAUCUACAAGCGGAAGGUGCUGGUCCUGACGCUCGUGGUGGCCGCCUGCGGCUUCGUCCUCUGGAGCAGCAAUGGGCGACAGAGGAAGAGCGAGGCCCUCGCCCCGCCGCCGCCGCCGCCGCCGGACGCCGAGCCCGCGCAGGGUGCCGGCGCCCGGCCCGGGGACCCUCCCGCCGCGUCCGUGGGCGUCCGCCGGGGCUCCAACGAGUCGGCGGCUCCGCUGGUCGCGGCGGCCCCGCAGCCCGAGGUGGACAACCUGACGCUGCGGUACCGGGCCCUGGUGUACCAGCUGAACUUUGACCAGACGCUGAGGAACGUGGGCGAGGCCGGCGCCUGGGCCCCCCGAGAGCUGGUGCUGGUGGUCCAGGUGCACAACCGGCCCGAAUACCUCAAACUGCUGCUGGACUCCCUUCGAAAAGCCCAGGGAAUCGACAGCGUCCUCGUCAUCUUUAGCCAUGACUUCUGGUCGACCGAGAUCAAUCAGCUGAUUGCCGGGGUGGAUUUCUGUCCCGUUCUGCAGGUGUUCUUUCCUUUCAGCAUUCAGUUGUACCCCCACGAGUUUCCGGGCACUGACCCCAGAGAUUGCCCCAGAGACGUGGAGAAGAAAGCAGCUUUGCAGAUGGGAUGCAUUAAUGCCGAAUAUCCCGACUCCUUCGGCCAUUAUAGAGAGGCCAAGUUCUCCCAAACCAAACACCACUGGUGGUGGAAGCUGCAUUUUGUAUGGGAGAGGGUCAAAGUCCUUCGAGACUAUGCUGGCCUCAUACUUUUCCUAGAGGAGGAUCACUACUUAGCCCCAGACUUUUACCAUGUCUUCAAAAAGAUGUGGCAGUUAAAGCAGCAAGAGUGUCCUGAGUGUGAUGUUCUCUCCUUGGGGACCUAUACUGCCAUUCGCAGUUUCCACGGCGUUGCUGACAAGGUAGAUGUGAAAACGUGGAAAUCCACAGAGCACAAUAUGGGUCUGGCCUUGACCCGGGAUGCCUAUCAGAAGCUGAUUGAGUGCACAGACACUUUCUGUACUUACGAUGAUUAUAACUGGGACUGGACCCUUCAACAUUUGACUCUAUCUUGUCUUCCAAAAUUCUGGAAAGUGCUGGUUCCUCAAGUUCCUAGGAUUUUUCAUGCUGGAGACUGUGGUAUGCACCACCAAAAAACCUGUAGACCAUCCACCCAGAGUGCCCAAAUUGAGUCGCUCUUAAAUAAUAACAAACAGUACCUGUUUCCAGAAACUCUAACUAUCAGCGAGAAGUUUAUGGCAGCCCUUUCCCCACCUAGGAAAAAUGGAGGGUGGGGAGAUAUUAGGGACCAUGAACUCUGUAAAAGUUAUAGAAGACUGCAGUGAAAAAAAUCACAAUUACAAAGGCAAAAGUAGUGACAGUCUUCUAUUUUUGAUAUUUGUCCAAACAAUAUACAAUUGAAUAAAAGGGUUUAGGAACUGGUUUCUGCUUUAAUACAACAACAAAAUUAUUGUAAAAGGUGUCCAACUAUAGUAUCUUUUCACGUCUGACUGAUUUAAAACACAAGUUUUCAUUUUGAGAAUUAGGUUUUAAAGCUCAAUGUGUAUCUGCUAAAGGUAAUCAUUAUUGUUAAUUGAUGAGAGAAGAGGGGAGAUGUUAUUUAAAUUGCAUCUAUUAAUCUUUUUAUCUGAAACUUUGUACACUUUUCCACUUUCAAGACUUAAGUACAGCAAAAUUUUAUUUAAAAUUGUCGUAUCAGUAAAAAGUAUUACAUGAAAUUGUUAAGAGUAUUAAUGGAACAAGGCUGGCUUCACUCUUGACACAGUUACUAGAAAGGGAUUGCUUCACUGGUUUUAUAAUUUGAAAGUUAUGUUUGCUAAACAUCCUGUCAGAGCAGCGUCAUUUUCAGUAUUAAAAGAUUCCUGUAUUAUUGUGUUAAGAUUUGCCUGUGCUUUGGAACCUUCAUAGAACUCGCUUUCUUUUGGAAUGUAUUUGAUUGAUAAGAGUUUAAAGACAGUUUUCACCUCAAUGUAGAAAUACAGUGGUUUCGUUUCUUUUUCUUCUUUUAGUGCUGCCAAAAUAAAAUCCUCAUUUUUGCA